Messenger RNA from Pyrgilauda ruficollis (rufous-necked snowfinch), 1825 nucleotides. It is a transcript of the gene CAMKK1, whose product is annotated as calcium/calmodulin dependent protein kinase kinase 1. NCBI's taxonomy places the organism in Eukaryota, Metazoa, Chordata, Aves, Passeriformes, Passeridae. The coding region runs from base 76 to 1674 and encodes 532 amino acids. Gene Ontology annotation, molecular function: ATP binding; protein kinase activity. Gene Ontology annotation, biological process: CAMKK-AMPK signaling cascade; protein phosphorylation; activation of protein kinase activity. The record is from RefSeq and is a predicted model, not a curated record. The transcript is spliced from 15 exons.
UUUCAUGGAGCCUUUGAGCACUAACGUCACUGCUCUCUGUGUGACCAUUUGAGAGCAAAGGAGGUGGCCGCAGCCAUGGGGGACUCUCCAGCAAAUGUCAUGGAUGGAGGCAUGGACACACAGACUGAACUGGUGGAGAGGGUGGCAGCCAUAGAUGUGUCUGUUAUCCCAGACAGAAGUGACCAAAAUGGGGAAGACAACCCUGAAGAAAAUGACACAGUCUUUUCUGAUAACAUAAAGGACAUCCAAAGAAAUGGAGUCAGCAGUGACGUGGGAAUCAAUGAAUUUCUGCCUUCCCAACAGUCAGAAGAUGCUCACUUGAGGCAUGCUCCCAAGAGACAUCUAACCAGACCUGGUCUAUCAAGUAGGAAGUUGUCCCUUCAGGAAAGAUCAUCAGGAGCUUAUUUGGCUUCUAGCAGCACUCCAGGCUGUGGUCCUUAUGCCACAGGGCCAUCCCCACGCAUAAUCAGGAGACCAACGAUAGAGUCCAAUCGGGUCUCCAUAUCAGACUCUGAGGACUGUGUGCAAUUAAACCAGUACAAGCUGCAGAGUGAAAUAGGCAAGGGCUCCUACGGCGUGGUGAAGCUGGCCUACAACGAGAACGAUGACAAGUACUACGCUAUGAAAGUCCUCUCCAAAAAGAAGCUCUUGAAGCAGUAUGGAUUUCCACGUCGGCCUCCUCCCAGAGGGUCAAAAGCAUCCUCUGGAGAGCAGCCCAAGCCCAUGGCACCCCUGGACAGAGUCUAUCAGGAAAUAGCCAUCCUAAAGAAGCUGGACCACAUCAAUAUCGUUAAGCUGAUAGAGGUCCUUGAUGAUCCUGCAGAGGACAACUUGUACAUGGUGUUUGACCUCAUGAGGAAAGGGCCUGUCAUGGAGGUGCCCAGUGAGCAGCCCUUCAGCGAGGAGCAGGCUCGGCUCUACUUCCGAGACAUCGUCCUGGGCAUCGAGUACUUGCACUACCAGAAGAUCAUCCACAGGGACAUCAAGCCUUCCAACUUGCUCUUAGGAGAUGAUGGCCACGUCAAAAUUGCUGAUUUUGGUGUCAGCAAUCAGUUUGAAGGGAAUGAUGCCCAGCUUUCCAGCACAGCAGGGACACCAGCCUUCAUGGCACCUGAGGCCAUCUCACAGACUGGCAAAAGUUUCAGUGGAAAGGCCCUGGAUGUGUGGGCCAUGGGAAUCACCCUGUACUGCUUUGUUUAUGGGAAGUGCCCUUUUAUAGAUGAAUAUAUUCUGGGUCUUCAUAAUAGGAUCAAGACCAAGCCUGUAGAGUUCCCAGAAGAAGCACAGAUAAGUGACGAGCUCAAGGAGCUGAUACUGCGCAUGCUCGAUAAAAAUCCAGAAACAAGGAUAACAGUCCCUGAAAUAAAGGUGCACCCCUGGCUGAGCCGGGGCGGCGCGGAGCCGCUGCCGCUGGAGGAGGAGCACUGCUCCGUGGUGGAGGUCACCGAGGAGGAGGUCAAGAACUCUGUGAAGACCAUCCCCAGCCUGCCAGCUGUGAUCCUGGUGAAGGCCAUGCUGAGGAAACGCUCCUUUGGGAACCCCUUUGAGGUGCAGACGAGGAGGGAGGAGAGAUCCAUGUCUGCUCCAGGGAACCUGCUGAUAACACAGGGCAGCAGAGAAGCAGCCAGGGACCCGGAGCUGCCCGACGUGUGCGAGGACGAGGCCGCGGCCUGAGGGCGCGGCUGCCUGGGCUGGCCGCCCUCACCCCUCAUGGCCCUCACCGCCCAGCCCGGGCCCUGCAGAGUGGAACAAGCCAGGAAAGCCGGGCAGGAGGGCCUGGGCUGGCCGCCCUCACCCCUCAUGGCGCUCACCGCCCAGCCCGAGC